GGGUGUUGUGGACAGCCUAUGGUGGUGUUUGUGUGUGUGUAUAAAAGCGAAAGCCUGACCACUGCUUUCGAUAAGGUGAGAACUUCUGAGGAAUCGAGAAAAACACCGGAGAAAAUGAAGUGGUCCUCCACAGUGUCCCAAACACCUGCUGGGGUGGAGAAAUCAGUGCUCAAGAGAAUCCAAGUCCUCGUGUUAGUGCUGCUUGCGUCUCACACGCUCUGCGACGCUCACAGCGUGUCGGCGUCGUGCUGCAGCAGAGAGCCACCCCGCGCCUGCCGCCUCUAUGUGUUGCUGCUGUGUGGCCCGGUAGGCGGUGCCGGCCGGCCGCUAGGCGGGAUGCAUCUUGGCGAGGACGCGUCAGCCGGCAUCCUCACUCUAGGGAAGCGGGAGGCGGAGGAGCAGCACUUCCACAGUCGGCUCCACCAGCUUCUCCGCGGUGGCGCGCGGAAUCAGGCAGCCGGGAUCUUGACUAUGGGCAAGCGGUCAGAGGAGGAAGAGGCGGUCGGGCUGCUCAUGCAAUGGGCGCAGCAAGACUUCACCGCUUGAUGGAGAUGGAGAGGGGCGGUUUCAACAACUGCCUGUUGCUGGGGACAUUUUUUUUUUAAUGAGAUGAUGAAGGAAGAGGGAAAGAAAACAUAUUUUGUUGAAUUUAAAAAAAAAUGUUUACAUUGGAAAUAUAUGUCAACGCAAACAAUUGUGUUGACCAAAUGUUUCCAGAUCACACAAAAAGUAAUGCAAAUGCACCCAUAUAAGCUCUUUUGA
Molecule: messenger RNA, 762 nt
Organism: Gadus morhua (Atlantic cod)
Lineage: Eukaryota; Metazoa; Chordata; Actinopteri; Gadiformes; Gadidae
Gene: hcrt
Product: hypocretin (orexin) neuropeptide precursor
Exons: 2
Coding region: 19-546 (175 amino acids)
Biological process (GO): positive regulation of transmission of nerve impulse; eating behavior; temperature homeostasis
Cellular component (GO): perinuclear region of cytoplasm
Molecular function (GO): type 2 orexin receptor binding; neuropeptide hormone activity; type 1 orexin receptor binding
Source: RefSeq, a predicted model, not a curated record